This is a messenger RNA of Arvicola amphibius (Eurasian water vole), 3434 nucleotides long. RefSeq names its product chromosome 11 C6orf163 homolog (gene C11H6orf163). Bases 2383 to 3378 code for a protein of 331 amino acids. Lineage: Eukaryota; Metazoa; Chordata; Mammalia; Rodentia; Cricetidae. The record is from RefSeq and is a predicted model, not a curated record. The transcript has 6 exons.
UCCUGGAACUCUUUGUAGAACAGGCUGACCUUGAACUCACAGAGAUCCACCUGCUUUUGUACCCCAAGUGCAGAGAUUAAAGGUGUGUGCCUCAUUAGAACACACAGCUCUUCAUGGAAUGUCUCUAUCAAAUCCCUCCCCUAGGAUCUCAGGGAACCCCAAGGAAGAGGAAGCAGAAGGAAUGUAACAGCCAGAAGGGGGGAGGACACCAGGAGAGCAUCAGCUGAGCCAAGAACAUAGGAACCUUAAGUUCAUGUGUGAAGCAGCACAGGUCCUCCAUUUUUCUUUAAUGGUAUCUGUCUACUUCAAGCUUCAUUGAUGAGGGAAGACGGUUACACUUACCUGUGAGAAUAAAGGGAAGUAUUUACAAAACAGUAAUUAUACUGAUGCAGUAGUGGCAGGAGUAGGUUGACCUCUAUGAUCCAUGACGUCACAAGCCUCUGGUAAGAGGCUUUCUUCAAGUAAACACUUGUUAAUUGGUUUUAUGUAUUAUCUUCUACAGUGACCAAUUCUUUCAGUUUGCUGGGCACUGAAGACGUUCUUGUGAUGUAGAACUGAAAAAAAAAAAAAAAAAGACAGCUCCAGGCAAACCGAGAGCAGUUUGUUAACCUCACUUUUGGAAAAGAAUCCAGGAAUAGAUAGGACAGUCACAUUGACAGAGGCUUCUUCAUGCUCUAUCCAGAUCUCUAACUGUACUGAUACAGUGGUCUCUGCUUUCACAUGGAAUCCAUCUCUUUCUUAACGUCUCCCAAAUCUGACUGACCAGUUUCUUACAUCAUUGCUCUGACACCAUUUGAUUGAAUUAUUUAAGUCCUUCAGACAGAUAUUAGACCAUAAGAGUCAAUAAAAACCAUGAUGCAUGAAGGAAUUACCUGGCCACUUUUGUGAGGUGCUUAGCCCAAGGUCCUCUAGGAGUUAUGUGCUGAAAUUCAUCUCAACGAAGGUUUGGUUCCUUAAUAACACCAAUCUUUCUGGGGACACUGUAUGUGACACUGUCACACAAAUGAAAACAGUGUUAGUAGCUUCAUAUAAUCAGCACAAUGGAUGUUUGUUUGUUUAAAAGUGAUAGGAACAAAUUACUUAUGUUGGAAAGCCAGGAUUCGCUGGGUGUUGUAGCAUGUGCCUUCAAUUACCAGGUAAGAGGGCUGUUGCAGGUGUAAGACCAGCGUGGCCUACAAAUCGAUUUCCAGGCAAGCCACAGUGAUGUGGUGAAAGCCCAUCUUAAACAAAACCCGCAGAGGUACCCCCUCUCUGCCCUUCAGAUGUGAGUUCUCAGUUGCUCGUGCCGCGGUGUCUUUAUUCCGCCACCAUGGACUCAUAGCCCUCUGGAACCAUAAACCGGACUGGAGGCUUCCUUUCGUAAGCUUCCUUGGUCAUGGUGUUUUGUCGCAACAACAGGCAGGUGACUAGGACGCCCUCCCAAAUCUGAAAACCAGGCUCGGUGAUUUUGAAUACAGACUUAAUGAAAGUAAACUUUCAGUUAGAAUUCCACUUUUACUGCCAUGCCACCAAAGCACGUUUAUAAUAACCUGGGAAUGUUUUGGAGACUGUCUCCACUGUCCAUUAGUUAAAGUGAACUCUUUAACAAAAGCACACUAAAAUGUGGUUAGCUGACUAAUGCUCCCUUCUAUAGCCGUCCAGAUCCUGACCUCUGGCCCCUGUGAAUAUGUGGUAAGAGAUCUUUCGGCUCUGAUCACAUUUAGGACCUUGAGAUGACAGGGUCAUCCUGGCCGAUGUGGAGGUGCCUGGUACAGACACAGAGGUCCACAGAGCGAGGCUAAAGAUCCGAGGAAAGAGCGGCUCCUCCACAGAAGCAGAGGCCGUGAGUCUUAGGGAGAUGUAUGGCUGUUAAAGCUGGAAAAGACAGGAAACCGAGUCUCCCCAAAGCACUAAAAUCACCUUGGAUUCUGAUCUCCAGAAAUUCAAUAGGAUAAAUGUGUAUUACAGGCAAGUCAUGAAGAUCGUGUCCACUUGUUACAGCAGCAAGAGGAAAGUCAGAGAAAUGGACGGCAGCCCCUUCUGCUCUCAGCUGUCAUUAUUUCAAGCCGCUUUUAUGAGCAAAGCUUGUCCUCCCUAGCAACAGUUGUUAAGUAAGUUGACAACUUAAUGCUGGACAUUGGGAGGGAGAAACUGCUUAUCUCUUCCCAAAUCCAGUGUCGUCUACAUCUUGUAUGGCAGAGGCUCCUGGUAUUAUUUCUUGGACAUAUAGCCACUGCCUGAUCAUGAAGAUUUGUUUAGUCCUUGCCAGCCUCUAGAAGAAUCUUAAAACCCUGGCCUUCUUCCAGCUUUCUUAGACUUGUAGCUUCUCUUGAAACUACCUUUUUUUUUCUGAUCCUGAUAUUAUUUUAACUGUAAGAGGUAAAAAGAAUCAGAAAUUUAACUAUGAUCAGAAAUCACGAUUAUACAAAUUUUGUUUGCUGUGCUGUUUGCAAUAAAAUAAUUCCACCAGCCCCUUUCAAAGAAACCUUCCAACGGAUCCAUGAAUACAAGCCAUUUAAGACACGCUUUUACACUCACAAAGAUAUACUGGAUAUUGGAGCAAGUAUCCUGAACCAAGAAGAGCAGUAUCAAGAGGCUGUGCUCAAGGAAAGCAUUGAAAAAGCAGAAGCAAAAGUGUGGGAGCAGGCUAAAGAACUCCAGGAACAAGCAGUGGAGAAGGCACUCCUGGACGCACAUGCCAGACAUAAGUUUGAAAUUCAGAUACUGGAAGAGCAACAUCAAAAAGACUUAAAGGCUGUAGAAGCAAAAACCAAGAUGGAGAUGAUUCAAAACAUGGACGAGGAGCUGAAGAGAGAGCACUCUGCCGCAGAACAACGCAUGGUUCAUAGAAUCCAGAGGAUUAUGAUGGAGUGCCACAGGGAGAAGUUAGAGGCAGUGAAGAAAGCCAGGGAAGAAGAAAGAGAGAUUGCCCAGAAAGCUGUCCAGGAACAGAAAAGCAACAAGGCCAAGGAGGAACUUCUGAAUACUGGCAUGACAACUGCUAAAGAUCAGAAGACAAGCUUGGGCCAGCUGAUAAAAGCAAAGGAGCAGGAAAUGAACACCUACUAUGGCCUGGCUCAGAGACAGAAGCAAGAAGAAGUGCAGGAAGUGCUUCAAGAAGCAGAAAAAACCCACCAGGCCACGCUGGACAACGUGAUGGGUAAACUGGCCAACACCCAGGGGGAGCUGAUGUCUGUGGCAAAGCAACUGGGAAUCAUGACAAACUGGAAGGAUUUCUUGGAGGAGGAAUUACAGGAAACCAGGGCAGCAUUUCAGAAGUUCAUCAAUUACACCUUCCCCAAGCUCUCCCCAGGACAUGCCGACUUUAUCCUGCCUGAAAGAAAGAAAACACCUUCCUGUCUUACUAAGGACGAAGAAAACCGGGUAGACAUCAGCUGAAAUGUCUCCAUGGAGACAGCUUCCCACAGCUGAAUAAAUAUACUCAGUACCAUUGA